Molecule: messenger RNA, 2658 nt
Organism: Balaenoptera ricei (Rice's whale)
Lineage: Eukaryota; Metazoa; Chordata; Mammalia; Artiodactyla; Balaenopteridae
Gene: ELP6
Product: elongator acetyltransferase complex subunit 6
Exons: 7
Biological process (GO): tRNA wobble uridine modification
Cellular component (GO): elongator holoenzyme complex
Source: RefSeq, a predicted model, not a curated record
AUGUUUGUUUUCUGCUUUGCGCGAGGGAGGGCAUCUUCGCCAGUCUGGGUCGCCGAUGCAGCUCGAGCUUCUAGCAGUGUGGGGCACCCCGCAGGAGCUCGAUAGGCCGUACUGUUCGGAGGCCCCGGGCCGGGGAGAGACAGCGGUCAAGGUAAGGAGGAAGAGACCGGUCUCCCGGGGCCUCGGUCGGGGGAAGCCCCUGCUGGAGACCUGCAGGUAAGGAAACGAACCUCCCAGCGCCCCGGUCCCCCGGCUGGAUGCGCAUCCCCGCGCGUGCGCCGGAUGCGGCCCGGGUCAAGGCGCCCGUCCGAUUGGCUGCGGCCGGCGCCUAGAAGCGGCAUUGCGCGUGCGCGCUCCUUCCGCGCGGUCUUGUGCCGUAGGUUUUGCUCUUCAGCCUCCGCUGUCUCCGUGGCACCCCCAUCUUCCUGUCUAGGGUGCUCGUUCCCGUUGCUCGGAAUGUUCCCGGAACUCAAUAACCUUCUCAACACCACCCCUGACCAGGCGGAGCAGGGGAAACUGACUCUACUCUGUGAUGCCAAGACAGAUGGCAGUUUCCUUGUGCACCACUUUCUCUCCUUCUAUCUCAAAGCUAAUUGUAAAGUCUGCUUUGUGGCACUCAUCCAGUCCUUCAGUCACUACAAUAUCGUGGGACAGAAGCUGGGUGUCAGCCUGACCACAGCGCGGGAAUGCGGGCAGCUCGUGUUCCUCGAGGGUCUCAAGUCUGCGGUGGACGUCUUCUUUCGGCCUCAGGAGGAUCCACACCCCCUGCAGUUCCUCAGGGAGGCCAACUCUGGGAACCUGCAGCCGCUGUAUGAGUUUGUGCAGGAGGCCCUGAAGCCCAUGGACAGUGGGGAGGCUGCCUGGAGGUGCCCGGUGCUGCUGGUGGACAACCUCAGUGUGCUGCUAAGCCUGGGCGUGGGGGCAGUGGCGGUGCUGGACUUCGUCCACUACUGCAGAGCCACCGUGUGCCGGGAACGGAAGGGAAAUGUAGUGGCCCUUGUGCACGACAGUGGAGAUGCCGAGGACGAGGAGAAUGACAUCCUGCUGAAUGGCCUUGGUCACCAGAGCCACCUGAUACUGCGGGCUGAAGGCCUGGCCACCGGCUUCUGCAAGGACGUUCAUGGGCAGCUGAGGAUCCUGUGGAGGAGACCAUCACAGCCCACAGCCCAGCGAGAUCGGAGCCUCACUUACCAGUACAAGAUACAGGACAAGAAUGUGUCCUUUUUUGCCAAAGGAAUGUCUCCUGCUGUUCUGUGACCUGAUUUAAGGGCCAGCUGAAGCUACCUUGGACUAUUUUUAGUUGUGAAAGAUAAAGCAACUGAGCAGAAAUGGAUCUUUACACCUUUGUUGUGGACUGACAGUUCCGCUGAGACCCAGGGAUGGUGGAAUGGUGCUGUGAUGGUUGCCUUUGUUCCCCUGGGCCCUGUUUAGAAAACACAUGAGGAAGCUGCAACCCUGCCUCAGCUGAGAUGCUGCAUGUUGAACUGGGUGAAAUGGGUCCUUUGGAGCUUUCCUCGUAAACACGCUUUAGCCCCAGCUGCCCAUUUUUGGUUGUGAUGCCUUUCAGAGCCAGAGUGGGUGUGGAUGUACUAGCCAGGAGGCAGUCCUGGAUGGCAGGUGUGCAAGGUGACAGCUAGGAUAUUCGUGGCCGGCACAAAGUGAGUUCCCACCUCAUGGCUUCCUGUGGAUUGUCUCAUUUCAUUUUCACCUUCAUCCUGAAAAAGUAUUUUCUUCUUCAGUCCAGUCAGGAAAUAGGCUUCGAGAGGUUUGGAAGCACGCUCAAAGCUGUAGAGCCUGCUGCCAGUAACGGAGGCCUGACUGAAGUCCACGCUUGCUGCCUGACCCUCUUGGAAACCAGAGGCAGGCUCCUGCCCAGUUCACAAGUUGGCUCUUCUUGUUUCUGUCAUAGCUGAGCACCUUGCCCAUAUGCUGAGGAGACCAAGCCAUCGUGGGCCCGGCACCCUGGCCUUGGCCACACGAGGCCCCAUGUAGGGCACAGGUGUGCAUGGCCUUGGUGAGGGGGGGAAGGAAUGUUCUUGCUGCCAGGUAGGCUAGGACCUUGGGGAGGAGCCGGUGCCUCCCUCACCUGUGAAGACUGAAGGCGGUGAGCUCUUCCCCAGCAUCCUGAAGAUGCCACUUGCCACACUUAGCCCUUCAGUCAGGGUCACCUCUGAGUAUUCUCUUAGAAUGGGUACAUUUUAUUGUAUGUACAUUAUACCACAAAGAAUCUGAUUUUAAAAAUAAAUAAAAUGGAAAAAUAACACUGCUUUGCAGGGACUAAGGAAGUUUCAUAUCCAUUGUUUAAUUUUAACUUUUUUUUUUAACAUUUUUUAGUCUUUGCAAAAGGGAACAAUUUAUCACCCCGCUCCUCAAGUCAUACUGACUAUUGUGUUAGUUUUCCCAUUGAAACAGUAGCUGCUUUUCUUCUCAAAAUACUGCAGACUUGAUAGAAUAUUUUAAAAUCAUGAGUGUAACUUAAAAGAAAGUAGUCAUGAAAGAAUCCAAUGAUUCUUUUAUUAAUACGUCAGUAUUUAUACAGCUUCAUAUGGGCUGCAGUUCUGAAUGGGUAAGGCACCACAAAACAUUUUUUACAUGAUAUGCUAUUAUAUUUCUUCACUUGAUUUAUAAAUGUUUUCAUUAAAUUUUUAAUGUUUAAUG